Vitis vinifera (wine grape) is the source of this 3457-nucleotide messenger RNA. RefSeq names its product protein argonaute PNH1. Gene Ontology annotation, molecular function: protein binding; RNA binding. The transcript is spliced from 25 exons. Bases 432 to 3248 code for a protein of 938 amino acids. Lineage: Eukaryota; Viridiplantae; Streptophyta; Magnoliopsida; Vitales; Vitaceae. Gene Ontology annotation, cellular component: cytoplasm. The record is from RefSeq and is a predicted model, not a curated record. Gene Ontology annotation, biological process: regulatory ncRNA-mediated post-transcriptional gene silencing.
CCACGCCUUUUUCAAAGCUCACCCCUGCCAUUCUCUCUUUCGCAGAGGCAUUUCUCUGUUCUAUCUCGCCGGAAUAUCAAAUUCCGAGCACAUCCCCGGUGAGAGUCUGACACGCCCACUCAUAAUUAUUCAACAUUCUUGCUCUACCGAGAGAAUAAAGAAGCAGAGUUAGAGGAAACGCACUGAAAGCUUUGCAGAGUGUCUCAGAACUCCCCUCUCCUUCACUCUCCGACUCGGGAAGCAGGACUCAGCCAUUUCUCCACCUGUUGUUUGCAGAUAUUCUUCAACUGCUUUUAAUCUGGGAGUUUCAGUUAAUGGGUAGGCCAAAAGAAGAGCGCAUUAAAGGCUUAGCAGAGAGAGUGUUAAUGUUGCCGUGAUAAAUGAUCAGCAGCUAGCUAGCGGCUCUCUGAAGAAAGCGUAAAGCAAAAGAAAUGACCCACAUGCAAAUGAAGAACCCAGAGCAGAAGCAUGUGAUCUCUACUAGGAAGCCUCUGCAGAAUUCCAUGAAUCAACAAACAUCAUCAGAAAUUAUGCCCAGCACUGAAGAAAGCUUGGAAAAUGCAAAAAGGAGUAUAGGGAGGAGAAAGGGAAGGAGAAGGGGGAAAGGAGCCAAAGUGGAGCAGUUGCAGGAUCCAAAGCUUGAUUUAAGUGUUGGUUCUCAUGACUCAAGCAAAGGUCUGGUGUUCCACCGCAGGCCCGGUUAUGGUCAAUUGGGAAGGAAAUGUGUAGUUAAAGCCAACCAUUUCCUAGCGCAAGUGCCAGAUACAGACUUGAGUCAAUAUAGUGUUACCAUAACCCCCGAAGUUGCUUCUCGCAAAAUCAACAAAUCUAUCAUGGCCCAGUUGGUGAAACUUCACAGAGAUACUGACCUAGGGAUGAGGCUCCCUGUUUAUGAUGGUAAACGGGUCCUUUACACUGCUGGACUGCUUCCAUUUGUAUCAAAAGAGUUCACUGUGAAACUGGUUGAAGAGGAUGAGGGGACAGGGAUUACAAAGGAGCGAGAGUUCAAAGUGACAAUCAAGUUUGUAGGUAUCACUAGUAUGGUCCAAUUGCGAGAGUUUCUUGCUGGGAAACAAGUUGAUACUCCCCAUGAAAUAAUUAGGAUCUUUGAUAUUGUGUUAAAUCAACUAGCAGCCCAAAGGUAUGUAUCAGUUGGGAGAUGCUUAUAUUCUCCUGAUAUUAAAAAUCCUCAGCAACUAGGUGGGGGUUUACAAUCAUGGCAAGGCUUCUAUAAGAGUAUAAGGCCAACUCAGAUGGGGUUAUCAUUGAACAUCGAUAUGUCAUCAACUGCAUUCAUUGAACCAUUACCUGUUAUUGACUUUGUGGCUCAACUUUUGGACAAAGAUGUAUUUUCAAGGCCAUUGUCAGAUGCAGACCGUGUCAAGGUUAAGAAAGCUCUUAGAGGUGUUAAAGUUGAAGUUACGCACAGAGGAAAUGUACGAAGGAAAUAUCGGAUUUCAGGACUGACAUCACAACCUACAAGGGAACUAAUUUUCCCAGUUGAUGAGCAAAUGAACAUGAAAUCAGUUGUUGAGUACUUUCAGGAGAUGUAUGGAUUUACCAUUCGAUAUUCUCAUCUACCUUGCCUCCAAGUAGGUAACCAGAGGAAAGUGAAUUACUUACCAAUGGAGGCUUGUAAGAUUAUUGGGGGACAGAGAUAUACCAAAGGGCUGACUGACAAGCAGAUAACUUCCUUGUUAAAAGUAACAUGCCAAAGACCCAGGGAUCGAGAAACAGACAUUUUACAGACCAUUAACCAAAAUGGGUAUGAGAAAGAUCCCUAUGCGAAGGAGUUUGGCAUCACUGUAGAUGAAAAGCUUGCUUCAGUUGAAGCUCGAGUUCUACCUGCACCAUGGCUUAAAUAUCACGAUACCGGAAAAGAAAAAGAAUAUUUGCCGCAAGUUGGUCAAUGGAAUAUGACAAACAAGAAAAUGAUAAAUGGAAGCACUAUCAAUUACUGGGCUUGCAUCAACUUCUCACGAAGUGUUCAGGAGAGUACUGUAAGCGGUUUUUGUCAUCAGCUGGUUCAAAUGUGCAAAGUUUCUGGCAUGGAAUUCAACCAUGAGCCAGUAAUUCCAAUACAUUCAGCUAGACCGGAUCAGGUUAAGAAGGCCUUGAAACAUGUAUAUAGUGCUGCUGCAAACAAACUUGGAGGAAAAGAGUUGGAGUUACUCAUUGCCAUUCUUCCAGACAACAAUGGCUCUUUGUAUGGUGAUUUGAAGCGGAUUUGUGACACAGAUCUGGGGUUGAUUUCUCAGUGCUGUCUUACUAAAAAUGUCUACAAGAUUAGCAACCAGUACCUGGCAAACGUGUCACUUAAAAUCAAUGUUAAGAUGGGUGGAAGAAAUACUGUGCUUUUAGAUGCUUUGAGUUCAGGAAUUCCUUUGGUUAGUGACAUUCCAACAAUCAUAUUUGGAGCCGAUGUAACUCAUCCAGAGACUGGAGAUGACUCUUGUCCAUCAAUUGCUGCUGUAGUAGCCUCCCAAGACUGGCCAGAAGUCACCAAGUAUGCUGGAUUGGUAUGUGCUCAGGCUCAUCGGCAAGAACUUAUUCAAGAUUUGUAUAAAACCUGGAAAGAUCCUCAAGGGGGCACAGUUACUGGAGGCAUGAUCAGAGAGCUUUUACUUUCAUUUAAGGCAGCCACUGGAAAAAAACCAUUGAGGAUAAUAUUUUACAGGGAUGGUGUCAGUGAAGGGCAGUUCUACCAGGUUCUACUAUAUGAACUUGAUGCCAUUCGUAAGGCCUGCGCAUCAUUGGAACCUAGUUACCAACCUCCAGUGACAUUUGUUGUCGUCCAAAAACGGCACCACACUAGACUCUUUGCAAGCAACCACAAUGACAAAAGCAGCACUGAUAGGAGUGGGAACAUCUUACCUGGUACUGUGGUCGAUUCGAAGAUCUGCCAUCCCAGUGAGUUUGACUUUUAUCUAUGCAGUCAUGCAGGAAUCCAGGGGACCAGCCGACCCGCUCAUUAUCAUGUUCUCUGGGAUGAGAACAACUUUACAGCAGAUGAGAUCCAAUCUUUGACGAACAACCUCUGUUACACGUAUGCAAGGUGCACUCGGUCUGUUUCUCUAGUUCCUCCUGCGUAUUAUGCUCAUCUGGCAGCCUACAGAGCUCGAUUCUACAUGGAACCUGAUAAGCCUGAGAAUGCAAUACCAAAUUGCAUGCGCACAUCAAAUGAAUCACGCGUCCGGCCCCUGCCAGCAUUGAAUGAGAAGGUGAAGAAUGUGAUGUUCUACUGUUAGAGAAAAAGAAAAUAGGCACUGGGAAGGGACCAAAGAAGAAAUGCAAAGACAUAUCUGUACAUGAGUGUUGUGUUUAUAUGUGAGUGGUGAACCACCGAUUUUUUUGAAAGCAAGCUUAUCCAACAAGUUUUGUCACAGUGUGGAAUAUGUAAUGGAAGGAUUUUGAAAUCUAGUAUAUUUAAUCUUGUGAAGAAGGUUCUUUGUUUCAA